AUCGAAUAAUUUCGCAUUUGACAACUUCCCAGACAAUUGUCAAAAGUAUUUUAGCUACGUUAGCUAGUGCAAUCGCGUCUGGGAUAUUGCCUGGUGUGUCCUGCAUUCUUUUUAUCUAAUCGUGACCAAAUUAUUAUCCAGUUCCUCAUUUCUUGUGCAAACGAAGAAAACAAUUAAAUACCACAAAUGGCUUAUCAGGGAGGUUAUCCGCAACCGCAGUACGGAGGAGGCUAUGGGCAGCACCCAGCAGCAGCUGCGGGCUAUGGGCAGCAUCCGGGAACUGCAGCGGGCUAUGGCGCUUAUGCGCCUCCGCCCCAACAACCUGCGGUGAACCCAGAGAUUCAGAAUAUUUUCCGCAACAUCGACAAGGACAACACCGGCCGAAUCAACAACCGGGAGCUCCAGCAGGCGCUUAUCAACGGUCGCGGUGAUCACUUCUCCGACACGGCUUGCAACUUGAUGAUCAGCAUGUUCGAUCGGAACAAGGUUGGCACGGUGGACAUCUACGACUUUGAGAAGCUGUACAACUACAUCAACCAGUGGCUGCAGGUGUUUAAAAACUUUGACCGCGACGCGUCUGGUCAUAUCGAGGAGUCCGAGCUCACUCAAGCCCUCACCCAGAUGGGCUUCCGCUUUUCGCCGCAGUUCAUCCAGUACCUAAUCACGAAGAACGACCCGGUCAAUCGAAAGGAAAUAUCGGUCGAUCAGUUCAUUGUGACCUGCAUCCAGAUACAGCGCUUCACCGAUGCGUUCCGUGUGCGCGAUACUGAGCAGAAGGGCGUCAUUACGAUCGGAUUUGAGGACUUUCUCGGCAUUGCUCUUUCGAUGUGUUCCUAAAAGUGUGCGUACCGUCGGACUAGAAGGCGAAGCUGAUUCGACGCUCUGAUCGCAACGAAAUUGUUGAACAAAUGUAACAUGCAACCAACAUGGGUAAUCGAUCUUCUUUGAACGUUUAGGCACACUCGAGAUGAUACGUUUAGUAUUCUCACAAGUACACAGAUCCAAUUAUGCAAGCAUGGAAAGAAUGUUGAUGAUGAUAAUGAUGAAAAGCCUUAUUCAGUUAAAUGAAAUACGCUUUUGUGAGAAAGAAUCAAAAUAGUGCAUUCAAAUGAACCAUUACCAUAAACGGAGGAAGAACGGCGUAGAUCGAUCCUAUUAUUGUAAUAACACAGAAACAAUCAACGUAACUAAAUGCCGAAAGUAACCGUUAACAUCAUAACUUACUCCAUACCAAAACACCAAACGCAUCUCAUCUCAAGUUAAUCCAGUUGAAAAGCAUUUCAAACGGCGAACGAAAGCUAAAACGACCACAAUACCACUGUUCAGAAUCGCGACACAAGUAUAUGCUACACAUAUAAUUUCAGUUCUCUCAAUAAACCGGCACGGGGAAGGAUGCUGUGGAACAUGCUCAGAGGCGAAGCGGGCAGCAGUACAUACAUACACGCAUUUCUAGCAUAAGGUUCGGUUCGUACGGUGCCGGAAUUGUAUCUUUGAGUUGAUUGGCAAUGGUUUCUGCGCAUUGGAGCUAUCGUCUUAUAUGGUAAUAAGAGUUUCGUUAUCGUCAAGAUACGUGGCAUGCCGAGAACUGCAUUCUAUUUUAACUAUCAGAAAUAAAUGUACUAUUAUCUACUCCAUGUUUGCAAUAUUAAAAAAGAGAGAAAAGCUAAA
Molecule: messenger RNA, 1668 nt
Organism: Anopheles coustani
Lineage: Eukaryota; Metazoa; Arthropoda; Insecta; Diptera; Culicidae
Gene: Pef
Product: peflin
Exons: 3
Coding region: 187-837 (216 amino acids)
Biological process (GO): COPII vesicle coat assembly
Molecular function (GO): calcium ion binding
Source: RefSeq, a predicted model, not a curated record